Messenger RNA from Nematocida major, 2268 nucleotides. RefSeq lists its product as uncharacterized. Lineage: Eukaryota; Fungi; Microsporidia. Bases 1 to 2268 code for a protein of 755 amino acids. The record is from RefSeq and is a predicted model, not a curated record. The transcript has a single exon.
AUGCUAUUGGACAUAGAGGAACGCGUUUUGCCAGAGUUUGCAGCGCUUCUUCAAAUGGAGAUCGGAGAAAAAACGGAGCCAUCCGAAAUUCUGUCAAAGCUGACAGAUAGCGCGAUGCAGAAGGUCGAGCACAUGCAGCUGAUCGGCAAAGACCAGCUGCUAGGCGCAAGCAAACUAAGAUCAGAAAGAGUGAUAUAUUCGGCUGUCAUCACAGCAGUGUACACAAAAAUACUCAAGGACAGCCCUGGCAGGAUUGUGGAGGUGAUUCCGUACAUCCAGGAGCGGAUUCGCGAUAGAGACCGGCGGAUUCGGGGGAAUGUGGUUUCUUUCAUUUUCAGGAACAUCCAGGUGGUGAAGGACGAGGGCGUGGAGACGCGGGGCAUUGCAAAAACCAUCAUUGACCUGCUGAAAAACAAGAAAAAGACAGUGCGCAUUUUCUAUCUGCGGCUGGUGGCCUCAAACACAAACGAGUUUGCAGAGCUCCUGGACCCAACCAACGUGAAGUACCUUAUAAACACGAUUGCCCUUCUGUGCGAGUGCCACCUGUCGGAGGGUCUGCACAAAAGCGCGGUCGGUACUAUCAAAAAGAUGGUAUCAAUAAUCAACCGCCUUAAAUACCUGGGGAAGAUCCUUCUGCUGAACGUCUUUCCUCUGUUUGAGGCGUGCGACUUUUCUUUGCCGGCGCUGCACCCAAUACUUAAGGGGUUCUACAGAAAGUGCAAAAAGGAAAUAGGGAAUGUGGCAUAUCUGAAGUUUAUAGAGGACCACAAAAAAGAGAAGACUACGGGGCACAUAUACAAAAACCUGCUGCUUCUUCUGGAGCUGGGGGUAAACGAGCGGGCGCAGGUGUUUGAGCGGUACAGAGCGGCGAUUGACUCUGUGCAGAGCCAGGAGAUGAAGAUCGAGGCGCUUAGAAUUAUUCGGGAGUCAAAGCACAACCCGAACAGAGCGCUGUACCUUGAAGAGGUGCUGAGCAUCAUAAAGGGCAUGGACUCGCACACAUCCCCCGAGAUUGCCGAGGCCGUGCUGCCCGCAUACAUGGAAUAUGCAAAGGACGGGGUUGUUUCCCCGGAGAAGUUCAAGGAAACCGUAUUUGCGCUGUUCAGCGACUGCCCAGGGUCCCGAAUCCCAAUUCUGGAGUUUCUUAACGCCUUUUUAAAAGAUGUCCCUGUCCCCGGCGGCUUUCUUUGCGCGCCAGGCGCCUCUUUGCAGAACACUGCGUCGACUCUGAAUCCAUCCGGCCUUCCAAUGGCAUCGACACAGUCCUUGAUCGGAAUCAGCGCGGACUUCUCUGGGCUGCAUGCUCUAGCAGAAGAAGACGCCCGAAAGCCUUUGGGCGCGGACAGAGGCGGCAGCGCCACGGGCAAGCAUGCCCAGCAGGAGGGGGCGAUCCUGGAAAAACCUGCACAGGGCGAGACAUGCCACGCAGCUUUGCCGAAAAUUGCCAGGGCAGCCAGAGAGCUUGUGUGCCAGAUCAUGGAAGUGCUUAUUGAGCGCGCAGAUGCGGAGGUGCUGGAGCUUUUCCUCAACUACUUCAACCCGUUUGAGCACGGCACGCCCUCCUCCAUAUACUCCAUCAGCAAUUCGGUGACCUUCUACAGCAUGCUGUGGUACAUGCACACGGCGCGGCAUGCCCCGGGGCUGAUAGAAAACGCGGAGCCAGACGGCAUUGUCAUACACAAAGUAACACACAGCGACUUUGACGUUUCGCUUGAGUUCUACUCUGUGCUGUUUAUUCUCUCCGAGUCCUCGGGCCAGUUCAUGAACAGCGUCCGGAACGAGAUAUUUACGCAGAUCUCGCGCUAUCUCCAGAGAACGCUCGACAGCGUCCGCAGCUCAAGAGAGUAUCUUCUGAGCAACUACAGCGAAAUAUCCUGCUCGAUCGACGAAAUGGUCUCCAACAUGAGCCGAAAAAACAACACACACAAGGCUGCAUACCACCUCAUGCAGCACAACCUGCACACAGUAAUUGCGCUUUCGCUCUAUUUGCUGAACUCAAGCAAAACAUUCAAGAACCUGCAGGAGAUCCAAACGUACAUGGAGCUGCCGUCCGUUGAGCAGAUCGAUCUGGACAGGGCACACGAGUACGGAAUAGCGUCCAAAAAGAACGCGAAAAAGAUGGACCGAUUUGCCGCUCUUACAAAGAGAAAGCGAAGAACGCCUCCUGCGGAAAUAGAUCUAUCUUCUGUAACUGAGCACUCUAUAUCCACCAAUCUGGACACAAACAUAAUAGAAGGAAUGUCAAAGAUAGAUGACACUAAGCAAUAA